AUGGACCGGGACGAGGCCCGAGAUAGAAUCCAGAAAGUCUUUCUGGAUUCCAUCCCAGACUUCAACCCGGUCCGUUUCUWAGCAAUAUUGUUUUGUUUUGUUACAGGAGACAUGGAUAUGACACUUAAGAUCAACCAAGACGACURGUUCCCGGCCGCGCUGUCAAAUCUCGCUCACGUAGGGAAAACCUCUUCUCGUCUUAAGGCUAGGUUAACUCCCUCUCAGUUAGACAUGUUUAGUCAAACAUGUUUUGGUCYRAUUUUAGGGAUGAACKUUGUAUUUAACGRUYCGUUGCUCCAUCACCUGUUGCUUAGAGAGGUGGAGGAACCUAGAGACGACCUCAUUAGCUUUAACCUAUUCGGGAAUAGGGUCUCUUUUGGGAAGCGGGAGUUCGACCUAAUAACCGGUCUUAGACACACCAUGAAUAGGGUAUACGAUGAUGUGCAUAACCGGAGACUUAGAAUUCUGUAUUUUCAAGACAAGGCGAGUGUGAAGUGUUCGGAGUUGGAGAAAAUUUUUUUAGAACACACAUUCAAAAAUGACGAGGACGCUGUGAAGAUUGCUAUAGUGUACUUCAUAGAGCUUGCCAUGAUGGGCAAGGAAAGGAAGCAGAAAAUGGACACGAGCCUCCUUGGGAUUGUGGAUCGGUGGGAAGUUUUCUGUAAUUAUGACUGGAGUUCAAUGAUUUCUGAAAUGACUCUUUAG
Messenger RNA from Momordica charantia (bitter melon), 705 nucleotides. Lineage: Eukaryota; Viridiplantae; Streptophyta; Magnoliopsida; Cucurbitales; Cucurbitaceae. The record is from RefSeq and is a predicted model, not a curated record.